Arabis nemorensis is the source of this 612-nucleotide messenger RNA. NCBI's taxonomy places the organism in Eukaryota, Viridiplantae, Streptophyta, Magnoliopsida, Brassicales, Brassicaceae. The record is from the annotation of a GenBank genome assembly.
AUGGAGAUAAACAACCAAAACCAGUGUACUACUCAUCAUGAAGAGCUAUCUUCAUUGUCCGAGAUGUUUUCUUCGUUUUGUGCACAAGAUCAUGAUGAACUAAAUCCUUUGCAAGAGAUAUUCGGAGCUAAGUCGACUUCAAGGCCUGUCUUUUCUGAGCCUAAGGAGGUUACCAAGACACUCGAGGCGGAUAAAGACACAGGGGAUCAUUGCAACAAGAGUAACCGAGCGGUUAAACGACCACGUUCCAUGGAUUAUCGUGUGAUGAUGGAGAAGAGAAGACGACAGCUUAUUAAAGAUAAAGUAGAUAUAUUGCAAGAGCUGACGCCUAAUUGCUCAAAGUCGGACCUUGCAACGAAGCUUGAAAGCAUCGUAGAAUACAUUAAAAGCUUGAAACAUCAGCUAGAUGUGAUGUCGAUGGCAUACACAGAGUUUUCGGGUUACAUGCCACCAUAUUAUGGAGCACAGCAACCAGUGAUGUCUCCUUGGGGCUAUUACCCGCCAGGAAUCCCAAUGAUGAUGCCUCAGCAAAAUAUGCCAUUUAUCCCUCCAUAUCAUCAGGCUCAUGACACCGCGCCGCCUAAUCAAGCUCAACCUAAAUACAAGCAUUAG